Molecule: messenger RNA, 1203 nt
Organism: Necator americanus (New World hookworm)
Lineage: Eukaryota; Metazoa; Nematoda; Chromadorea; Rhabditida; Ancylostomatidae
Exons: 10
Coding region: 1-1203 (400 amino acids)
Molecular function (GO): RNA binding
Source: RefSeq, a predicted model, not a curated record
AUGUGUCAGAUGUUGCCUACGAUUCCUUCGAUGUAUAGUUCACUGUCAGAGUCAACAGUCCUUUCGAGCGCUGAUACAAAACCAGCAAGAGUGUUCACGUUCUUCGAAGCUUCUAAGGAGUUCCUACAAUUCUUGUCGGCUCGCACAGGAAUGCAUGAGACAUUAUUGUAUGAAGAUACAUUGGGUGUUGACAUAAAAGUUGAAACAAAUGGUUUCUCUGUUACCCAUCCUCCGGAUGUUCCAGUGAAGCCAAUCGAAAUGGGUCUUAAAAAGUUGUUCUUCGAUGUGGAAUUCACCAAAUGUCUGCGUCUGUCUACAUUAACUUUACGGUGCCCAUCCUCGCAGGAAUUAUCGUUAAGUCCAGCGCAGUAUGCCCUUCUCCAUGAAAAUAAACUGGCUAUUACUCGUAGUGCCGGAUUAGCGGACAUCCUCAUGGACCACGAUGGUCGCUCGUGCAUGUUCGGCACAAACGAGAGCGUCAUUAAAGGACGUCUAGCAGUGAAACGAAUGUUCAACGAGAACUGCUUGGGACCAUUCCAUUUCAAGCCGUCGGUCACAGGCGAGAUUCGUGAUCAAAAUAAUAAUAACAUAGUAAAUGUGGACAGCGAAGCUACGUCAACAGAUAAGAAAACAUCAGAGGAGGGCUUGACAACUGACAUUUCUCAUCCUCCUGCAGUGGUUCCAGGGACCGUAAGCACAAGCAAUUCCGAGAAUAGCAAUUCGCAGUCGUCAUCUGUUGGUCGUGGACAGUCUAUCGGCCAAUCAGGUUCUACGAACUCGUUUGAUAAUGAAGCGCAACUCCCGUGUCCUGCAAUAGCCCCAACAACUCCACAGACACCCUCAGCGGUUCUGAAAGAGCAGCGAAAAAGUAUAAGAUUCUUUGUAGGGAUGUCAGAUGCUCCGCGUUUGAUCGGAUCACGCGGUGCUAACAAGCGACGCAUAGAACAGUUAACUGGUUGCAAUAUUUUGCUUCACACUGAAAAGAAAGAACAUGGAGAGUUCCCUGUGGAAGUUUUUUCUUCAUCGGUAAAGCGUUGUGAAAUGGCACGCCAACAUAUCUUGUCCUUUCUUAGUAGCGGUUAUGCGACUGUUGACGAGGCGUCUGCUAGCUUAUCUGGUGUGAAGAACAAGGAUGUACGCGUGCGUCCGAAAGUACAUCUCGAUAUUAGUCCCAAGAAAUUGCCGAAAAGGCAUGCUGACUAG